UUUUCUUUUUUUUUUUGCUUGGCCAUAAACAAAAAUGUUAUCGCAUACUCAACAACAAAUGUACGAUAAUCCAUUUGCGCGUGAAGAAGAUAACUUUGACUUUUAUCAACAAGACAGAAGUAUUGAGCCCGACGUAGACUUGACGGGACAAUCUUCUACAAAACAACAACAGCAACAGCAACAGCAACCUUUUGCAAAUCCUUUUGCCAAUCUUAGUGGAUCAAUUGGGUCCGCUGCUCCUUCCUCAUCUAAUGUUGCUGCUGAAACAGAAAGCACAAAUUACAACCCUGUCUAUACUGGUGAAGAUACUUUAGACGAACCUGUAUCUGCUACUAUUCUUCGUGAUGUAAAGCAAGUCGGAAAAAAGUUACAACAGGUGUUACAUCCUAAUGGUGAUCGAAGUGUGUUAAAAGAUUGGGAUUUAUGGGGUCCUCUUAUUUUAUGCUUGGCGUUAGCAAUUACACUCAGUACAAGCGUACCUUCCGACCAGUCUGUGCCUAUCUUUACUGGCGUAUUUGUCAUUGUAUGGUUGGGUGCGGCUGUAGUUACACUGAAUGCAAAGUUACUUGGUGGAUCUGUCUCGUUUUUUCAAUCUGUUUGCGUUAUUGGAUACUGUCUUUUCCCUUUGGUUGUAGUAGCAAUGAUUGCUAUCUUUGUAGAAACUGUCUGGUUUAGAGUUCCAGGCUCUUUAAUUGCGUUUGGUUGGUCAACUUAUGCAUCUGUUGGGUUUUUAUCAGAGUCAAAAGCGCAUUUGAGUAAUAGAAGAGCCUUAGCUGUGUACCCCCUCUUUCUCUUUUACCUCAUUAUUGCUUGGUUGGUUGCCGUGUCAUAAAGAUAUCAUUAUCAUUAAAUAUUUAUAUUAUGUUAUUAUUAAAUUGUAUCAAAAAUUGUUAUAUCUCGCCAAAAAG
Mucor mucedo is the source of this 908-nucleotide messenger RNA. RefSeq names its product Yip1 domain-containing protein. The transcript is spliced from 5 exons. The record is from RefSeq and is a predicted model, not a curated record. Lineage: Eukaryota; Fungi; Mucoromycota; Mucoromycetes; Mucorales; Mucoraceae. Bases 35 to 832 code for a protein of 265 amino acids. Gene Ontology annotation, biological process: endoplasmic reticulum to Golgi vesicle-mediated transport. Gene Ontology annotation, cellular component: membrane; trans-Golgi network.